CCCUAUAAAUUGUAUUGUAGGUACGAGUGUGGCUAUAAAAAUUUUUCAUUUAAUUUACAAAAAAGUGCGUUGUCUUUUAGAUUUAAAAGAUUAAAAUUUAAAAUAUUAGAAUAACAUAAAUUUUGGCAUUAUUUUAUAAAUAAUUUAUUUAAAUAACUAUGCAAAUCAAGUAAAUACAGAAAAAUUGAAGCGAUAUCUACGUAAUGAGUUCGCGAGUGAAAGAGGAUGUACAAAAACUUUUUGAGUUUUGGUGCGAGGUCACAAAAGCAGAAAGUGGAAAUGUGUUAAAGCAAGCUGGGCACAUUAUAGAAAGCUUUCCAGAAGGUUUUAAAGAUGAACAAAUCAUUGGAAAAAUUCCAGAGUUCGCAUAUCCAUGCGAAUUUGAAAAUGAGUCUGUUCAAACAUAUUCAUUCGUUUUAACAAGUGAUGAUUCCAAAUGGCGCUUUGGUUUUUGUCGCCAUGAUCCUAAAACUCAAACAGCUAUGGUUAUAAUAACAUAUUUACCAUGGCAUGACACAUUUUUAAGACUGUUAGGUGUAUUAGGUGAAUUGCGACGCAAAAACAAUGGCGAAUUUGAAUUAUUCUUAUCUGAAGCAUAUAGCAAAGGAGUUCCAGAACCUGGAGCAAGCCUUAAAUUGUUUUUCAAUGCUGGAGAAAAUCACUUCAUAUUUCAACGGCCUUCACAAUUUCAACUUCCUAGCAUACCAGAAAAUCACAACUUGAAUUUAUAUUAUAAUUUUGUGGAUCCAAAGAAUAUGAUAUCAGUAUUUGCUGCGAUGUUAUCAGAACGUCGUAUUAUAUUUACAUCACGUCGUCUCGAUAAGUUAUCGUCAUGCAUUCAAGCAGCUAAUGCAUUUUUAUAUCCUAUGGUAUGGCAACAUAUUUUUAUACCCGUUCUUCCUAUGAAACUUAAAGAUAUAUUGAGUGCACCAAUGCCUUAUUUGAUUGGAGUACCUGAAGCUGUUUUGGAAACGAUGACACCAGAAGAAUUAGGUGAAGUUGUCAUUUUAAACUGUGAUAAGAAGCUUUUUGAAAGUCCAUUCGAUGAUGUACAAGAAAUGCCACCGGAUUUAGUACAUCAAAUGAAAAAAUCCCUAUCUAAUCCACACGAUCACAUUGGUGAUCGUGUGUCUAGAAUAUUUUUAAUCGCACUAGUGCAACUAAUUGGUGGUUACCGUGAUGCAGUUCGGUUUCCGUAUGGUCAAAAAAUUCAGUGGGAUCAAAAGGCAUUUAUUGAAUCUAGACCACCACAUUUAAGAUCAUUUUUAGCACGUAUGAUGGAAUUACAAAUAUUUCAACAAUUUAUUGAAGAUAGGAUACAAAUGUUAAGUAGCGGCUUAGGAUUAUCUGAUGAAUUUGAACUAGAAACAUUAAAGCAAGCUGAAAAAAUGAAUAAACGUGGUCGUAAUUACAAGGAAUUUUUAAGAAAUGUUAAAGAUAAAUUACUGUUUCGAAAAAUACGGAAAAAUCAACGUUAUCGGACCACUGAGAUGACUAAUCCAGCCGUAAAAUCAGCUGUUAAAUCGGUAAAAGAGGGGAGUCGUGGCGUUAAAACUGCUUAUAAAGAUUUAAAGUCAAAAUUUCGCGAUGUUACACCACCAAAAUCUCAAUUUCAUAUACAAACUUCAUUGGGAUAUAAUUACAGUGGCACAUCUGGUUAUCAUAGAUCAGCACCAAAUUCACCAGUAAUAUCAAGACGACAAACUACUCCCGAUUAUAAUGUAAUUAACAAUCAUGGCGGAACACUUCCUAUUGGCACAAAUGAAAUUCUUUUUUUAACAACAUCGGCAUCUAAUUCAUAUUUAGAAAAUGGAUACUCAACUGAUCACAAUAUUGUAAAUAAUAAUAAUUUAAAUUUAAGUCCAACAAUUAGCCCAUCAAGUUCCUUAUGCUCAUCAGACAUGAACUUGACACAAGAACUCCAAAAUCAUCCAUUAUUUAAAAGUCCAGUUGUUGAUAGAAGUCUCAAACCAAGUGGCAGUUUAGAUUCUGGCCGUUUAAACUCAGCACGUUAUGGUAGUGCAAUUAGAGCACCCACUACUCUCUUAAAUACAAAUAGUCAAACAAAUAAAAUAGCUACACAUAAUGAAAUAGAACAAUCUGAUAUAGCUACAGCUCGAUCACCACUAAAAAAUUAUUCAGCUCAAAAUAUAUUGGACGUUCCUAUGGGCAAUUUAUGUAUCGUUGAUUUAGAUGAAACGGAAGAAAAUAAAGAAGAUUUAUUUGCAAUUGUAACGACAAAUUCAAUAUUUGAUAUACCACCAGAUAUGCCUUCACCACCUGUACCACCACCACGUUCGAAUAGUAAUCGCAAUAUUAACAAAGUUAUAAGUAGAAAUAACAACAUCAAUAUGAAUCAUGGUAAAAGAUUAGAACAAGAAAAUAGCGAUAAUAAAAAUUUUAUAGGCGAUAAUAUAACUGAACGUAAUAAAGAGGAUAUCUUAUUAAAUGAAUUUGAAAAUAAUUUUGUUGAUCAUAACACAGUCGCAAAACCAAUGCAAAAAAAUAUAUAUUCAGUGCAGAAAAAAUUAAGUGCUCCAAAUAAUGAAGGUAAGAGUAACGAAUUCUUUUGUAUAAAACCACCGCCUAGUAGACCAAAUAGAAGUGCACAUCAUAUUAGCAUUGCAAAGCAACAGCAACAGCAACUGCAAAAAAAGACUAUAAACAAUGAACCAAUUCCAAUACCAACACCAAGACAAAAACCUAAAGAGUCUUCCCAAUCUUUGCAAACGCCAACAGCUGAAACUCCUAUUGAUUUGAUUAAUUUAGAAGAUGGUAGUAGUAGUAGCAAUAAUACAAGUUUUGAAAUUGAAGAUUUUGAUCCAUUAAAUCAAAAUGCCAAGCCAAUUCCACAAUUAAAAUUAGAUAUACCAACACAAUCUUCACCAAUAAGGCCAGUUUCUAUACCUACUUCAAUUGUAAUUGGAAGUUCAAGAAAAUCUCCAAUACCCCAAUUAAAUAAUAUAGGAAAAGUAAUACCAACUUCAACGGCAGCAAUGUCAUCUAGUAUUCCCUCUUAUAUUUCCAAUUCAAUGAACAAAUCAACUUUAUGUAACACAGACUCAAAUAGUAUAGCAGGAUGUACAAUACCUCCUAUUCAUGGUCCUGUAUUGCCGUAUUUUACUCCUCAACAUAAUCAACAUAAUCGGAAUCAACAAGGUAUUGCUCAGAUUUUAAAUAAUGGUAUUAAUAAUGUGAAAAAUGAAGGUGAUGAUGAAAUUGAACUGUUAAGAAAAUACGGUUUGGAUCAAUUUACUUUAAAUAAAAACGGUAAAAAUGAAGUGUUUGGCGAAAAAGUUUUAAUAAAAAAUAGUGAUAUUCUUGUAAAUGGUAUUGACAAUAGGGACGGUAGCAAUAGUGUUGCUAAUUCAAUAAAUAGUUGGACUACUUUUGAUUGAAAAUUUGUUUAUUUAUUAUAUAUAUGUAUAUAUAACAGAUAGUUCUUUCAUUAAUUUAUAGUAUAUUUAAAUUUGUAUAAAAGACAAUAUUGGAAAUAAAGGAUUUUUUGCGAAUUAAAUUAGUACACAAAUAAAAACGAAAACUUUGAUUUUAGAGCUCUUAGUAGAACAAGAAAAAAUACAUACAAAUAACACUUACAAAAAAAAACAAUACAUAUUUUGUAAUGGUAUUUAACUUGUGAAAAUGUACUGCAUUUUAAUUUUUAAUUAAAGUAAGUGCUUGAUUGAAAAAAAAUUGGCUUAUGUGUUGGUUAUUUUAUUUAUUAAAUAAGUAAUAGUGUAUCAAAAGAAGUAAAAUUUUGCUUUAAAGCCACAUUUGUUCUAUGUCAUUAAAUUCAAACAAAAUUGUGAACAUAAAGUAUGUACUCGUAUGGUUAUGUACAAAUAUUUUCUCUAACAAAAAAUGUUAGAGAAAUACUGAAAACGAAGAAAUGGGAAAAACAAAAAUUCUCCAGUUAGAUAGCAAACCAUUGAAAAUCGUUCAUCUUUUAUUAAACCUUUAAAUUUUUAUAAUCAGUUUUAAAUUGAAUUUAAGAAACAAAUUUAAACAUCCACUUUGAAUAAAAUUAUAAAUUGAAUUAGAAGUUAAUAAAAUGCAAAUUAAGCAUUUAAUUUAAAUUUAAUUUUUAUACUGUAGUAUAAGGUUGUCUAUAAAGGACAGGUUUUAAAUACUAAAAUAUUAAUAAAUUACACAAUACACAUUUGAAAUUAGUUAAACUUUUCUUCAAACAAUUAUUAAAUCAAAAUUCUUUUUUUUCUUUUUUUCUUUCAAAAUUAAAAAAAAAAGUUCUUUUUUUUUUUAAUUUUGUAAUAAUAAUUGUUUUUAAUGGCAUAUUUGUAUGAAAAAUUUAAUUUAUAAAAUUUAUUGUAUCGGCGUACAUAAAUAGACGACAUAAUAUAAUUUUGGAAAAAAUUAGACUGACACUCGUAUUGGACAAUAUUAUUUAAUACCAUUAAGUAAUUAAAUAUUAAUUAUUGCACUAUACAAAACGGCAAUCAAUUUUGUAAAAAUAUCUUUUUUUUUGUUGCCAAAACAAUUUACUAAUUUUUUUUUUAGUUAUUAUAAUAUAUCUAUUAUAACAUAAAUGUGUACAUUUUUACAAACAUAAAAUUAUUUCUUGAAUUUAUUAUAAUAAAUUAGUUGAUAAUCAUUCUUAUAUGAUAUUGCUCAAAAAAUUGUAAACUCUAAAAUAUAAUAUUUAAACUAAUAUUACAAUUUAAUGUAAAAUUAAAAUACAGUUCAAAAGAGUAUUGUAUACGAAUAAAAUUAAUCUACUCAAUAAAUAAAUACAUACAUCUAAAUGCAACAGUAAUAAAUUUAGAAAUAAUCGGGCUUUUUUUCAAAAUUUUGUUCAAAAUAAAACUUUAGCCUUGAAUUUUAAUAAAUUAAAAAAUUGUGUAUUAAUUUGUUAAACAUUUCAUUAGUUUUUAGCUAAUUCACUUUGUUCUAAAAUUAUUUUAUUCAAAUUUACUUAAUUUAAAAUUUAUUUAAAAAUAAAACAUAAUGUCAAAUUGUAAAAAAGGGUUUCAACCUCUAAGAGCAUUAAAUUUAUAUUUGUUUCCAUAAAAUUUAAGAUUAUUUUAUAUAUUAAAUUUUUGUUUGAAUAGAGAAAGACUAGUUAAAUAAUUUAUUGAGUUAACAAUUUAAUUUUAUCUCAAAAUUUCUUUGUUUUUGAUUUAGUUAAAUAUUCUGUUUUCA
Molecule: messenger RNA, 5157 nt
Organism: Condylostylus longicornis
Lineage: Eukaryota; Metazoa; Arthropoda; Insecta; Diptera; Dolichopodidae
Product: DENN domain-containing protein 1B
Exons: 11
Coding region: 204-3398 (1064 amino acids)
Biological process (GO): endocytosis; endocytic recycling
Cellular component (GO): intracellular membrane-bounded organelle; cytosol
Molecular function (GO): guanyl-nucleotide exchange factor activity; phosphatidylinositol phosphate binding
Source: RefSeq, a predicted model, not a curated record